Parastagonospora nodorum SN15 is the source of this 417-nucleotide messenger RNA. RefSeq lists its product as hypothetical. Bases 1 to 417 code for a protein of 138 amino acids. NCBI's taxonomy places the organism in Eukaryota, Fungi, Ascomycota, Dothideomycetes, Pleosporales, Phaeosphaeriaceae. The record is from RefSeq and is a predicted model, not a curated record. The transcript is spliced from 3 exons.
AUGGAUGACUUUAUCACCAAACACGGCGAAAAGACGGAUUUCUCUUCAGCGGGCGGCACUGUCUGCGUCACUGCGGGUGGUGCUCCAGACAAGGCUGACUACAAUCAAUUGACUGUCGUACGGCCUGAUGCUUCAUACGAUCUUGGCGGUGGUAGCUGUAAGGAUGCCGUAAAAAGUAUCCUCAAUGACUGCAUCUUGUCUGGCAAAUAUUACGGUGGUUAUUUCAAAGGGAAAGACGGAUUGUACAUUGAGCAAACAAACUUGAACUUCCCGCGAAAUCCGACGCUGGAUAAUGGCUUCGCGAUUCCCAACAUCCCGAAUGAUGUUGUGAAAUCGGCGCUUGAUGGCCCGGCCCCAACUACGACGACCUUCAAGCCAUCAAAGCCGUUUGCGACCGUCGCCGGUAUAUAUGCGUAA